AUGGAUGUGUGUGGGUGUGUGUGCGUGGUGUGUGUGUGUGUGUCUAUCUGUGUGUCUGUCUGUCAGUCUCUCUCUCUCUCUCUCUCUCCGUCUCUGUCUCCUUGCCUGUCUGUCUCUCUCUCUCUCUCUGUGUUUGUCUGUGUGUUCUGUGUUUGUUUGAAAUUUUGGGUGUGCUGUAUUUCAGUGCAGCUGCCCAGUAGAUCCCAGUCCCAGCAGUGUGGCCAAGAUCCUGGGGCGUGGUUCGAUGCCAUGGACAUCGACCGCACUGGCGAUCUGGACCUUGACGAGGCUCAAAGCGGUAAGGUGCUGUGGCUGCGCGAGUUGGGCUUCAGCAAGCGCUUCUCGACCGUUUGCAUAGGUGCUUGGGGCACUGGCCUGCACCUCAGUCCUACAGUUACAGGAGCUUUGUUUCCUCCUGGCUUACAGGUGGAGGCUGAGGCAGUAGGUCAAAGAUGCAUGAAAACGCAUUAG
Symbiodinium natans is the source of this 471-nucleotide messenger RNA. The record is from the annotation of a GenBank genome assembly. NCBI's taxonomy places the organism in Eukaryota, Dinophyceae, Suessiales, Symbiodiniaceae.